UUUCUACGGUCAAUUCUACUGCACGAAACAAUAUUUGGACGAAUUCGUUUAAAUAUCUCAAUUUUGUUUAAUAAAUCAGAUUAUGUAAUUAACUAAUACUUAACAUUUCUGUGCUGAUGGACAGUUAGUAUCCAGAUGUCUGAGUUUUGCACGAUGUAUUGACUGUUUUGUUCUUGGGUGUCACUGUCAAUGCAACGUCGUCAACUAACUAUGAUUGAAUUGUGACAACACAGAGUCGGAAUUUGAAACCGAAACAGGCAGUCAGAAAGAAUUAUUUUAUGAUGGAUAGCAACGGGCUCAGAAAGACAAUUCGUGUCAAAAUCAUCAGUAUGGGAAAUGCAGAAACUGGCAAAAGUUGCAUCAUAAAGAGAUAUUGUGAGAAGAGAUUUGUCAACAAGUAUCUAGCAACAAUAGGCAUUGACUAUGGUGUUACAAAACUUGUUGUCAAGGAUCGUACUGUGAAAGUGAAUAUAUUUGACAUGGCCGGUCAUCCUAUCUUCUAUGAGGUCAGAAAUGAGUUUUACAAAGACACUCAGGGAGCGAUGUUGGUGUAUGAUGUAUGCAACAGAGGCAGUUUUGAAGCUCUUAAUUCAUGGAUUGCCGAAAUGAAACAAGAGAUUGGCGCCCCAUCAGAGAUGGAGAAAGUUUUCUUCUGUGUCUGUGCAAAUAAGAUUGACAGGGGAAAUCAGAGGCAAGUAGAGGAAGGUGAAGGGAGGCUCUGGGCUGAUGAACACGGUUUCCAUUAUUUUGAAACGUCAGCGCUGACUGGUGAAGGGGUUGGUGAUGCUUUCAAGGAGUUGUUCAAUGGUCUGGUUACAGCCUAUGAGAAUGGUGGUAGAGCAGUGCGGAUCCAGACUACUCUUGGCUACACCAAGGACCAGGUGGAGACCAUACAGAGACUGAAGAACAGUAAUAAUGAUUAUGAGAGGCUGGGUAUCAGACCUGGUGCAUCAAAAGAUGACAUCAACAAGGCUUAUCGUAAAAUGGCCGUCAUCCUCCAUCCCGACAAGAGUGUAGCCCCUGGGAGCGAGGAAGCAUUUAAGAUUCUUGUCACUGCGAGAACCAAUCUCCUUAAGAACAGAUAAAGAUCACCAUCAACCUCCAUCCCAACAAUAGUGUAUUACCUGGGAGCGAGGAAACGUUUAAGAUUCUUGUCACUGUGAGAACCAAUCUCCAUGAGAACAGAUAAAAGAGACCAUCAACCUCCAUCUCAACAAGAGUGUAGCACCCGGGAGUGAGGUUGAUGAAGAUGAAUUUGGCUUGUGUGAGCGCAUACUCCACAAUACUAGGUAUUAUAUGCUUACACAGCUAGCGCAGAACUUCGUUCAGCAAGUGGAGAAUAGUGAUCGUUUGGGCAGAAUUUUGUAGAAGCAGAGAGCCACGCCUUCAGAUUUUGUCCUUCAGAUGGAAUGUGAAGCCCUAGGUCCAGUGCGUUGUGUAUCAAAUCCUUUCUAGUCAAAAGGACCCCCAAGCAAACCAGCCAAAGACGCACAGUCCAGUGACCUUACCUUGGGGAUUUAAAAGAUAAGAGACGAAACCCACGCUGCAUAAAGGAUACACAAACAGGGUGGCAGCUCGCCGAGCCCUGCAUUACGAUCAAUUUCAUUGGCUUUCAGAUCCACAAUUUCUUUUUAGUGAAUACACGCGAGCCUAAACCUCAACCAAUCACAAAAAAAGGUUUACAUUGUUAGAAAGCUGACAAGCCAGAGAGAAAUGACUCCAGAGAUCUAAGCUCACAGAAGGGCGCUAUUUAAUGUUAUGAUUAUUUUAGUACAGCAGUUUUUGGCUACUCGCGGGUUUUACACAGGAAACGGGUCAAUUUUUGACAAAACAGGCAAGUUUUAGCAUGAUUUACGCGAGUGAAAAACAAUUUUUUGUUCAGUGUUUUUUGCAUUUUCUAAAAGUAUGCAAUGUUAGGGUCAUAAUGUUGCAAGAACUAAGGUAUACUUUGUUAAAUAAUGUUGUGGUGGCGAUAGAUGUGAAAAAGGACCCGUUUUUCAAGGUUUUUAGAUACACGUUCUCAUAGAGAUGUCACGUGAAAACUGUCCAGUGGCUUUAGAUCCCCAAAGGAAUCCAUAUGUGUAAUGCCAAUGAAAGAACCCAGUACAUAUUAUGUACACUUAUUGUUUUGAGAAGGGGGGUUUGCCCCGUUGUUUCUGGCACUGGCUGGCGUGUGUGCCGGAGCACUUUGUAAACCCUUAUAAGAUGCUGUAGCAUUCAGUCUCAAUGAGACACUUGAGCGCCUUGAGCACCUUGCUGGUGGAUACGUGUGCUAAUAUGAGACUACAUGUACAAUUUUAUUAUUAUUACUAUGCCUAUUAUUUCUUUACUCGCUGUAAACGCAAGAAAUUUGAAUAGCACGAAGUAAUUGGGGUUGUUAGUUUUGUUUGUGUGUUUUUGUUGACAGCAUUACAAAUAUUGGGUGUAAAUCGAUUGUAUGCAUAAUGGUCAUUUUGUAGGUUGGAAACCAAAACACAAUUCAGUUGUCAGGCCUUGAACUUCAUCAGUGAAAGGGCAGGAGAUUUUUAUUUUAGCAAAGUUCAUUUUCAUUGGAAUAUCUUAAAGUCUUUUGGGGAACUUUUGAAGGGGCACCAAGGCCAAGACCAGGGCAACCAGAGUCUAUGGCAUGUUAUAUUUUCAGGCCAAAUUGUGAAUGCCUUUUACAAGCCAAGACAAGAGUUUUUAUUGUGUGCAGUGUUCAAGUUUUGUUUAUUUUUUUACAUGGUCGUAUUUCCGUCCACCUUUAAGGAGCCAAUAACGUGUGAAGGCUGCAGCUGAAAAUCAGCUGAAACUUCUUUUUUAUAUUCUUGCAAAACCUACAGGAAGAAAUAGUUGUAUUCAUGUUAUAGGAACACGUUGCCUGAAUCGGACAUGUUGGUCUUUGAAAAGUUUUUGA
Molecule: messenger RNA, 2896 nt
Organism: Asterias rubens (European starfish)
Lineage: Eukaryota; Metazoa; Echinodermata; Asteroidea; Forcipulatida; Asteriidae
Product: dnaJ homolog subfamily C member 27-like
Exons: 7
Coding region: 279-1085 (268 amino acids)
Molecular function (GO): GTP binding; GTPase activity
Source: RefSeq, a predicted model, not a curated record